AUGAAAGGAGCUGAUCCAUUUAUUAUUUCAACUUCGGGAUAUAAUGUCUUUUACAUCUGUGCAUAUAGAGGGCAUAAUGAAUGUCUUCACAUGAAAUAUUAAAUGUUGAGACUUUGCAUGUUUAAAAAUAAAAAGAUAAAAGUGUAAAUAAGAAAGAUUUAAAUUAAUUUGAGAAAGGAGCUCAUCCUGAUUGUUAAGAUGAUUUAUUAUGUGCUGCUAUGCAUUUAGCAACAAAAAGGGUUUUUAGAUGUAGUAAGGGUAUUAUUUGAAAAUGGGGCUAAUAUUUAUUCAUUAGAUAAUAGAGAUUGA
Molecule: messenger RNA, 309 nt
Organism: Paramecium sonneborni
Lineage: Eukaryota; Ciliophora; Oligohymenophorea; Peniculida; Parameciidae
Source: the annotation of a GenBank genome assembly